AUGGCAGAGAUGGACGACAGUUUCUCUGUCGGGAGCUACUACACUCCAGACUCCAUUCUAAACAUCUUUACAUUUCUGCAGCUGAGCAUCUCAGAUAAGCCACAGACACACGGUCACACAGUCUGUGGCCAGCGUGGCCCUGGCCCCCCCGAACCUCAGGAGGGCAGCACAAUGUCUGGCGAGUGGCCGUGGCAGGCCAGUGUGAGGCAGCAAGGGCUUCACAUCUGCAGCGGCUCCCUGGUGGCAGAUACUUGGGUCCUCACUGCUGCCCACUGCUUUGAAAAGGCAGCAGCAACAGAACUGGACUCCUGGUCAGUUGUCCUGGGUUCUCUGCAGCGGGAGGGGCUGAGUCCAGGGGCUGAGGAGGUGGGCGUGGCUGCGCUGCAGUUGCCCCGAGCCUACAAUCACUACAGCCAGGGCUCUGAUUUUGCGCUGCUGCGGCUUGCCCGCCCCACAGCCCACACUCCCCUCUGCCUGCCUCAACCUACACAUCACUUCCCCUUUGGGACCUCUUGCUGGGCCACUGGCUGGGAACAAGGCACCAAUGAUACUCCCAGGAGCCUACGGAAUUUGCGCCUGCGCCUCAUCAGCCGCCCCACAUGUAACUGUCUCUACAAUCGGCUGCAUCAGCGGCCGCUGGCCAGUCCAGCCCGGCCUGGCAUGCUGUGUGGGGGUGCCCAGCCUGGGGUACAGGGACCCUGUCAGGGGGACUCAGGAGGCCCCGUGCUGUGCCAUGAACCCGAUGGACACUGGGUCCAGGCUGGGAUCAUCAGUUUCGCAUCAAGCUGUGCCCAGGAGGACACUCCAGUGCUGCUGACUGAUAUCAUUGCCCACACCUCCUGGCUGCAGGCUCGAGCUCAGGGGGCAGCCUUUUUAGCCCAGAGCACAGACAGCCCACAGAUCAGUGACGAGGACAGCUGUGUAGCCUGUGGGUCUCUAAGAAGGGAAGGCCCGCAGGCAGGAGCCUCCUCCCCUUGGCCCUGGGAUGCCAGGCUGAAACACCAGGGGAAGCUGGUCUGUGGUGGGGCCCUGGUCUCAGAGGAGGUGGUGCUGACUGCUGCCCACUGCUUCAUUGGACGCCAAAACCCUGAAGAAUGGAGCAUAGGGCUGGGAGCUGGACCAGAGGAACGUGGCCUGAAGCAGCUCAUCCUGCACGGGGCUUAUACCCACCCAGAAGGUGGACAUGAUGUGGCUCUCCUGCUGCUGGCCCAACCUGUGACACUGGGGCCCAGCCUUCGGCCCCUCUGCAUACCCUAUGCUGAUCACUAUCUGCCUGAUGGGAAACGUGGUUGGGUCCUGGGGCUGGCCCACCAAGGAGCAGAGGUAGGCGCUCUCCAGACAGUACCUGUGACCCUCCUGGGGCCCAGGGCUUGUAAUCGGCUGCAUGCAGCCCCUGGGAGUGCUGGCAUCCCAAUUUUGCCAGGAAUGGUGUGUAGCAGCGCUGUGGGUGAGCUGCCCCACUGUGAGGGUCUGUCUGGGACACCGCUGGUGCAUGAGGUGAGGGGAACAUGGUUCUUGGCUGGGCUACACAGCUUUGGAGAUGCUUGUCAAGGUCCUGCCAGACCUGCAGUCUUCACGGCACUCCCGGCCUAUGAAGAUUGGGUCAGUAGUCUUGACUGGCAAGUCUACUUCUCAGAAGAGCCUGAGCCCGAGGACGAGCCUGGAAGCUGCCCCACCAACAUGAGUACGUGGGCCUGGGGCUCCUUCUCUCAAUCUAGGGAGGAAGUCGUCCUGCCCAACCUCUAG
Messenger RNA from Chrysochloris asiatica (Cape golden mole), 1746 nucleotides. RefSeq names its product protease, serine, 53 (gene PRSS53). The record is from RefSeq and is a predicted model, not a curated record. Lineage: Eukaryota; Metazoa; Chordata; Mammalia; Afrosoricida; Chrysochloridae. The transcript is spliced from 10 exons. Bases 1 to 1746 code for a protein of 581 amino acids. Gene Ontology annotation, biological process: proteolysis. Gene Ontology annotation, molecular function: serine-type endopeptidase activity.